AUGGAGCAAUAACUAAUAGAAAACAAAAAUAAUAAACAUAACACAGUCUUUGACGACUUUCUAGAAAAUAGGAUCAAACAUGGAUGGGCUCAAAUAUUAAUUGCAAGCAGCUUUUACAUCAUUUGGCUUUGCGAUGGUGGAGAAAGCUUAAUAGUAGCAUUUGUGCUACCAAUCAUCAAAAAAGAAUGGAGUCUCACUGAUUCAUAAAUGUCGCUUGUUGGAUCUUUAAUAUUUUUAGGAUGGGGAAUAGGAGCAAUAGCUUGUGGAUAGUUUUCUGACAGAUUUGGAAGAAGGAAGACUAUGAUUUAUGGAUGCUUUUUUUAAUUUGUGUUUGGAUUCUUAUCAACCUUUUGUACAGGAUAUAUGUAGUUUUUAUUGCUUAGAGGGCUUUUUGGAUUUGCAAAUGGUUUAGUUAACCCCCUUACCUCAACUUAUAUUUCAGAAAUAGUGCCUAAAAGUAAUAGAGGUCGCUUUUUUGUUCAUGUAUUUAAUGCCUUUCCUAUAGGGGAGAUAAUAAUAGUUAUUUUUGCAGCUAUUUUCUUUUCAUCUCUUGAUUCGGGAAAUUGGAGAGCUCUACUUUUUAUUGGAAGUAUUCCUGGCUUGUUGGCCUUUCUUUCAUCUAUUUACUAUCUUAUUGAAAGCCCAAGAUAUUAACUUUGUUGUACAAGCAAUACUUCAGAAGAAGUAUUUGCAAACCUUAACUACAUGGGAAAGCUCAACAAUGAAUAAUUUGAACCAAUUACUUAAACUGAAAAGGAAUAUCUUAAAGAAUGGGGCAAAUAAAAUUAUAAAAUUUAAGAAAAAAAAAUAGGAGAUAUCAAAGAAUUGUUUAGAGGUAAAAACUAUUUAUUGACUUUAAAAUUGAUGAUGAUGUGGUUCAGUUUAAGUUUUGUUUACUAUGGCAUCGUAUUUAUUCUCCCUUUAAUGAUUCUUUAAAUGAGAAAAGAAGAAGGCUUUGAAAGUAACGAAUCUGAGUCAAAAUCGAUGGAUUUUUUUGGAAUUUUUCUAGCAUGCUUUGCAGAAAUACCCUCAAAUAUGCUAGCAUUCUACACCAUUGAGAAUCCAAAAUUUGGUAGAAAAAAUUCUAUGAUUAUUUGUUAUGGAAUUUGCUCUAUUUGCUGUAUUCUCUGCUACUUCAAUGCAUCUCUAUCAGGAUUUUUCUUUUUCUUAGUAGGAUGUGUGAAAUUUUUCAUAAAUUUUAGUUUUUGUACAAUAUUUCCAUUCACAGCUGAGGUUUAUAUCACAGCUCUUAGAACAACAGGAAUAGGCGUUAAUAAUUCCGUGUGUAGAUUUGGUGGAGUAAUCAUGCCUUGGAUCUCUAUUUUAUUAUUGGAAGUAGGAGUUACAGGUCCUUUUAUUGCUUUUGCAAUUAUUAGUGCUUUGAGUGCAUUAAGCGCUUACACCAUAGAGAAAGACACAACUAAUAUUAAUUUAGACACUUAUAAUAACGAUGAAAAUGAUUUAGAUUAGACCAUGAUAUAAGAAAUGAACAAAUUAUGA
Molecule: messenger RNA, 1500 nt
Organism: Tetrahymena thermophila SB210
Lineage: Eukaryota; Ciliophora; Oligohymenophorea; Hymenostomatida; Tetrahymenidae
Product: MFS transporter
Exons: 2
Biological process (GO): transmembrane transport
Cellular component (GO): membrane
Molecular function (GO): transmembrane transporter activity
Source: RefSeq, a predicted model, not a curated record